AUGUCGGAAGACAUUUUGUACGCGGCACAACAGCAAUGUCCGUCAGCCGAGUUGGGCUACACGGACUUUAUUUACAAUAGGACGCUCAUUCAGGUUGAAGACAUUGAAAUGGGUGGAGCUGCGCUAACUACAUACGGGUUACCUCCGCCAGUGCGAGAUGGCACCGCCGACUUAUCACGCGAAACGUCUUAUUGCACUGCUGACCUCGACCGCUAUGUCCGAGAGAAUGAAUUACGCCUCCUACCAGAACAAAGAACAGCUUACACUACGGUGAUUGACGCCGUCCGACAACAGCGCGGUGGCAUCUUCUUCCUUGACGCACCCGGUGGCACCGGGAAGAUGUUCAUUACAAAACUAAUUCUAGCUGAAAUCAGGCGGCACGGAAACAUCACGCUUGCUGUUGCCUCAUCUAGGAUUGCAGCCAUAUUGCUGUCGGGUGGACAGACAGCGCACUCUAUGUUUAGACUUCCGCUUGACCUUGCCAAGGCCGAAAUUCCAACUUGCAGCAUUUCAAAAGAUUCGGGUCAGGCUGACGUAUUCAGACGUUGUAAACUCUUAGUGUGGGGCGAGUGCACUAUGACUCACAGACAAGCACUCGAGGUGUUGAAUAGGUCACUUCAAGACUCCACUGCUCUCAUGGGUGGCUUGACUCUCCUUCUGUCAGAUGACUUUCGACAAACCCUGCCUGUCAUUCUUAAAGGGACGAGGGCCGAUGCUGUUCGUCCGUGCCUUAAGUCGUCCAACCUCUGGGUCCAUGUCCAGUCAUUGCACCUGACCAUCAACAUGCGCGCUCAUACUACUGGGGACAACAGGUCCGCUGAUUUUUCAAGGGACCAUCUAGCCCUCGGGAAGGGCCGAACGCCUUCAGACGCAGAAGGCUAG
This is a messenger RNA of Acanthosepion pharaonis, 882 nucleotides long. Lineage: Eukaryota; Metazoa; Mollusca; Cephalopoda; Sepiida; Sepiidae. The record is from the annotation of a GenBank genome assembly.